UAUUCAGGUUAACUUCUUGUGAUUUGUAGUGCUUUUCAGGAAAACACAUAGUUGCGUCAUAUCUAUAAGACCACAGAACUUGAGCCAAGAAUGCACAUAACGAAUCUCCGCAAAGAGAGAUACAUCUAUAAAGAGAGAACAACUUGCAUUGAUCAUCACCCUCUAACGCUCCAUUAGCGCCUGGUCUUCUUCCCAGAGGAACAAGCGAUGUGGAUAAUCGGAACGUGUGUGUCGGCAUUGAUCAUCGCAUGGCUCACUCACUGGAUUUACCGAUGGAGGAACCCUAAGUGCAAUGGCGUUCUUCCUCCCGGUUCUUUCGGGCUUCCUCUCAUCGGCGAGACCCUUCAGUUGAUGGUUCCUAGUUACUCUCUGGACCUCCUUCCAUUCCUCAAGAAGAGAAUACAAUGGUACGGAAAGACGUUCCGGACGAGCGUGGCAGGUCGGGCAAUAGUAGUCUCGGCCGAUCCGGAAUUCUGCCAUUUUGUCCUUCAGCAAGACGGGAAGCUGUUCGACUCAUGGGCUCUGGACACGUUCGCAAAGCUUUUCGCGCAAGAGGGCGAGGCCAGCACCAACAUCCCAAACGUCCACAAGUAUAUCCGAAGCAUGGUUCUAAAGCACUUUGGCAUGGAGGUCCUGAGGGAGAAGUUGCUUCUCUUGAUGGAAGAAGCGUCUCGAGUGACUAUAAAGAGCUGGUUAGGCCAAGAAUCAGUCGACGUAAGAUACACCACCACAAUCAUGGCUAUUGAAUUCGGCGCAAAGCAACUGUUUAGUUAUGAUCCUACACAAUCAUCAGAGAAAUUGGGAGAUUUAUAUUUUGCAUUUGUUCAAGGCCUUAUGUCAAUCCCUUUGAACAUACCGGGUACAGCACAUUACAAAUGCAUGAAGAAUCAUAAGAAGGCGUUGUCAAUCAUUCGAGAAAUCGUAAAAGCUCGGGUUUCUUCGCCGGAGACACCAUACAACGACUAUCUUUCUCGCAUCAUGACAGACAUGAGUACAGAGAAAUUCUUGACAGAGGAUUCUGUGGUUCAGCUCAUAUUUGGACUUCUUUUUGUCAGCUCGGAUUCUAUUUCCACAACGUUGACGUUAGCUCUAAUGUUCCUCGAAGAGAAUCCUAAAGCAUUGCAAGAAAUUACCGAAGAGCAUGAGAACAUAAUGAAGAAUAGAGAAGUUUCAGACUCCUCGAUCACGUGGGAAGAAUACAAAUCGAUGCCUUUCACUCUUCAUGUAAUACAUGAAUCACUAAGAUUGGGAAACGUCUCACCUGGAUUGUUAAGGAGGACAAAAAGCGAUGUAGAAUGGAACGGAUACACGAUUCCGGCGCGCUGGGGAGUUUUGAUAGCCACUUCUGCUUUUCACCUGGACCCCGAGACGUACAAAGAUCCUGCUACAUUUGAUCCGUGGCGCUGGAAGGACUGCGAAUCAGAUGCGAUGCGGAAGAAUUUCAUGCCUUUCGGAUGGGGAAUGAAACAAUGUGCUGGAGCGGAGUACGCGAGAGUUUUCUUGGCGACUUUUCUGCACGUCUUGGUCACGAAAUAUAGAUAUAUAAAGGUCAAGAGAGGUGAAAUACGCCGAAAUCCGAUUCUAAACCUUGGGGAAGGCUUGCACAUCAAGGUCAUGGAAAAAUAGAAAUAAAACUGCUGCCACCCUUUCGUCAGAUAUCAACUUUCUUUGAUGUAGUUAAAUGGUCAAUGUUUUCUUUCUCGGCACAUUUCACUGUUUAUAUGAAGUUUGUUCUUUUACGAACCAGAUCUUUUGCUCGGUUAAGUACCUAAACUUUCUAAAAUCGGCUCAAUGUAUUGCUCCCGCCCAAUCGAGUAUCAUCAUUGACAUGGAGCGUCAUCUCAAUUUAAAAUCUAGUUCAAGAACACUCUUUUCCC
Messenger RNA from Syzygium oleosum, 1877 nucleotides. RefSeq names its product cucurbitadienol 11-hydroxylase-like. Gene Ontology annotation, biological process: sterol metabolic process. Lineage: Eukaryota; Viridiplantae; Streptophyta; Magnoliopsida; Myrtales; Myrtaceae. Gene Ontology annotation, molecular function: monooxygenase activity; heme binding; iron ion binding. The transcript is spliced from 9 exons. The coding region runs from base 208 to 1626 and encodes 472 amino acids. The record is from RefSeq and is a predicted model, not a curated record.